AUGGCAGACAUCGAGGAACACCUCAGACAGGUUCACUCAGAUCCAGACAGGUUAAUACCACUCGGGGAUUGCCCAAGACUAGAACCUGUGGCACCCCCAACAUUCCCACUGGAAAGUAAAGAGCCCUCGCUCUUAGAGGUGAAAGAAGUUGUGAGGAAAGCGAGAAUGGGAUCAGCCCCAGGACCAAACAAGAUACCAUACAAGGUCUACAAGAUGUGCCCUCUCCUGCUGCGUAGACUAUGGAACCUACUUAAGGUGAUCUGGAGGAAGGGGAUAAUACAUGAUGAGUGGCUGCAUGCCGAAGGUAUAUUUACUCCAAAGGAGAAGAACUCCAAACACAUCAGCCAGUUCAGAACAAUAUCUUUGCUAAACGUGGAAGGCAAGAUAUUCUUCGCCAUCUUAGCCAGAAGACUGACAACCUACCUGACCACAAAUGGGUACAUUGAUACGACAGUUCAGAAGGGUGGAGUGCCAGGCUUCUCAGGGUGUGUGGAGCAUACCAGUGCAAUCAGCCAGCUCAUUAGAGAAGCAAAGGUGAACAAAUCAGACCUGACUGUAGUAUGGCUAGACCUUGCAAACGCCUACGGAUCUAUUCCACAUAAGCUCAUCGAAUCAGCCCUCCAGUACUACCAUAUCCCUGAACACAUUCAAGGGAUGAUCAUUGCGUACUUCAGUGGAAUGAAACUGCGCUUCAUGGUUGGCGAGAAGAUGACAGCUUGGCAGAGACUGGAGAAGGGAAUAGUGACCGGGUGUACCAUCUCAGUUGUCCUGUUUGUGAUGGGCAUGAACCUCAUAAUCAACCCUGCAAACAAAGAAACCCGCGGGCCUAAGACAUCUACAGGGUUACACCUGCCAACAAACAGAGGCUUCAUGGACGAUCUGACAGUGACAACACAGACACACAUACAAGCAAGAUGGGUACUAAAGGUAUUGGAGGAGGCAGCCACCUGGGCUAGAAUGAAUUUCAAACCCAAGAAGUCCAGAAGCCUGGUAAUCAAGCGCGGAUCAGUCACAAAACGGUUCACCCUACAAGUCCAAGGGGAAGACAUACCAUCAAUUAUGGACAGCCCCAUAAAGUGCCUGGGCAAGUGGUUUGAUUCGAGCCUUAGUGACAAAGCAAACGUAGAGCGCAUCAGGUCACAGCUCCAGGAAGGGCUGAAACAAAUCGACAAAUCCGCUUUACCAGGAAAGUUCAAGGCAUUGCUCUUCCAGAAUGCACUUCUCCCCAGACUGAUGUGGCCCCUUAUGCUGUAUGAAAUACCUACAUCCUCUGUCGAAUGCUUGGAGAGAAAGAUCAGCAGACACUUGCGCCGAUGGCUGGGAAUACCACCAAGCUUUACCAGCAUCGGAUUGUAUGGGCGAUCGAACCAGCUACAGCUCCCGCUAUCAUCACUAGUGGAGGAGUUCAAAGUUGCAAAGACACGACUGUUAGUGACGCUCAAGCAAUCGCAGGACAGUUCAAUCCGAAAUGCUGGGAUUGAAACUAGGACAGGGAGAAAGUGGUCAGCAAGCCAAGCAGUCGAACAGGCCGAGAAAAGACUCCAGCAAAAAGACAUUGUCGGCAUCACAGCUGUAGGCAGACAGGGGCUUGGCAGCUCCAAGAUAACAUUAUGGAGCUCUGCUGGAAACAUGGAAAGGAGGAGAAUGGUGCAAGAUGAAGUCAGAGCAGCAGAAGAAGAAGACAGAAGAGCGAAAGCUGUGGCUAUCGGUGCCCAAGGUGCGUGGACGAAGUGGACAACGACAGAAAGAAAACUGACCUGGGCUGAUAUUUGGAGCUACGAACCACUGAGGAUAGCGUUCCUGCUCAGAUCAGUCUAUGACCUGCUACCGUCACCCUCAAACCUGCACAGAUGGGGUCUACAGGACCACCCCAAGUGCCAAUUGUGUGACAAGACAGGAACCAUGGAACAUAUUCUGUCAUCGUGUACCACAGCCCUCACCCAAGGACGCUACAGGUGGAGACACGACAGUGUUCUUCAGGAACUCGCUGACAAGUUGGAGCGCGAGAGGACCAAGAAGAGGCCCAGACAGAAACCCCAAAUGAUUCAGUUCGUGAAGGAAGGACAAAAGGCGCCUAAAAAACUGCAGCCUACCAGUUCUGUAUUAGAUGAAUCUGAUCAGUGGGAAAUGUCUGUUGACUUGAAGCAAAAGCUAGUGUUCCCGAACAUUAUCCAGACAACAUUAAGGCCUGACAUUGUGUUGUGGUCCACUAAAGAUAAGUGUCUGAUCAUGGUUGAACUGACAGUCCCUUGGGAAUCUCGUUGUGAAGAGGCCUUCGAACGGAAAAAGGCCAAGUAUACAUACCUGCAAGAACAGUGCAGAGAGAAAGGAUGGCGAGUGUGGCUCUACCCUGUUGAAAUCGGCACUAGAGGAUUCCCAGCACAGUCGUUGUGGAGAAUGUUCAGUGCCUUGGGCAUCAAAGGAGCAGACAGGAAGAGAGCAGUGGGCAAACUGAGCCUAGCAGCAGAAAGGGCAUCCAAGAAUUGA
Molecule: messenger RNA, 2487 nt
Organism: Dreissena polymorpha
Lineage: Eukaryota; Metazoa; Mollusca; Bivalvia; Myida; Dreissenidae
Exons: 2
Coding region: 1-2487 (828 amino acids)
Source: RefSeq, a predicted model, not a curated record